Molecule: messenger RNA, 3345 nt
Organism: Bathycoccus prasinos
Lineage: Eukaryota; Viridiplantae; Chlorophyta; Mamiellophyceae; Mamiellales; Bathycoccaceae
Product: P-type calcium transporting ATPase
Exons: 1
Coding region: 1-3345 (1114 amino acids)
Biological process (GO): intracellular calcium ion homeostasis; calcium ion transmembrane transport
Cellular component (GO): membrane
Molecular function (GO): ATP binding; ATP hydrolysis activity; P-type calcium transporter activity
Source: RefSeq, a predicted model, not a curated record
AUGCCGCCGAAACGCCCUUCCUCGAAGAAGAAGAACGGAAGCAAGAGUUCGUCGUCGUCGUCGUUUAGUUCCAGAGAUGAGGAGGAAAUGCACGCGUUCGCGCCGUGGUCGAGAACGGUGGAGGAGAACUGUCGGUUUUACGAGACGUCUUUGGAAUUUGGUUUAUCGAGUGCAGAGGUGGCGAAAAGGCAGGAGAGAUUCGGCGCGAACGAACUCACCAAGGCGAAAGGGAAAAGCUUACUGAAAUUAGUUUUGGAACAAUUCGACGACGCGUUGGUUAAAAUUUUACUCGCCUCCGCGAUGGUGUCGUUCGUUCUGGCAUUCUUCGAUGAAGGGCCGAACCCGGGGGGAGGGAAAGAUAUCACCGCGUUCGUCGAACCUUUGGUAAUUCUGUUGAUUUUGGUUUUGAACGCCAUCGUCGGGGUAUGGCAAGAAACGAACGCGGAGAACGCGUUGGAGGCGUUGAAAGAGAUGCAAUCGCCAGAUGCGAGGGUGAUUAGGAACAGCGGGGAGAUGAUGACCGUGCCGGCGAGUGAAUUAGUGGUCGGGGAUAUCGUCGCGCUGCAAACAGGAGACAGAGUGCCCGCGGAUUUGAGAGUGAUGGAGCUAAGAACGGCAACGCUGAGAUGCGAGCAGGCGAGUUUGACCGGCGAAUCCGUUGCAGUGGACAAGCAAGCCGAGGACGACGAAUUAUGCCCGGUAGAGAUUGAGUUGCAAGGGAAAACGAACAUCAUGUUCAGCGGGACAGCGGUGAGUAACGGCCAAUGUACAGGUAUGGUGUGCGCGAUCGGGAUGAACACGGAGAUGGGGAAGAUUCAAACGCAAAUCGAAGAAGCGAGUUCGGAGGAAGAGGAUACGCCGUUGAAGCAAAAGUUGGACGCGUUUGGUGAGGUUUUGAGUAAACUCAUCGCGAUUAUUUGUUUGUUGGUGUGGUUGAUCAACUAUCAUCACUUCAUUUCGUUCGAAAACGGAAGUUUUGCCUUCAACUUUGCCAAGUGCACGUAUUAUUUUAAAAUUGCGGUGGCGUUGGCGGUAGCGGCGAUUCCCGAAGGCUUACCGGCGGUAAUCACCACGUGUUUGGCGCUCGGGACGAGGAAGAUGGCGAAACAAAAUGCAAUCGUGAGAAAGCUUCCAUCCGUGGAGACUUUGGGGUGCACUUCGGUUAUUUGUUCCGAUAAAACGGGAACGUUGACGACGAACCAGAUGAGUGCGGUGAAGUUUGUUACCGCAGACAAAAACGGAACGAAAACGAGGGCGUUUAACGUCGCCGGGACGUCGUACGAUCCCACACAAGGCGGGGUUGAAAAUUUACCAGAUUUGAAGCAAGACGCUACUUUCGUCGUCGCCGCGCAAAUCUGCGCCGCGUGCAACUCCUCUCAAAUUGAGUUUGUUGAAGGAUCUGGGUACAGAUGUAUCGGCGAGCCUACAGAAGGCGCGUUGAAAAUAUUAGCAGAGAAAAUAGGGUGCGAAGAUGAUGCGAAACAUCGAAAGGCGAUGAACCGCAGGGACAAGAGUUCAAAAGACGGCGCGCAGGCGGUGUGUGAUGAAAUCAUGAGCAACGUCGAGGUCUUGUCUACUUUGGAGUUUGAUAGAAACCGUAAGUCGAUGUCGGUAAUAUGCAGAGAGAAGAUGAACAAUACUAAAAAAAGUAAAAAUAGUAAUGGCGUGGAGAACUACCUUCUUGCGAAAGGCGCGCCGGAGUUUAUUUUAGAGAGGUGCACGCAUAUUUUAACCCCGGAUGGUAUGGAAAUUCCUCUGACAAAAAGCAUGCGCAACGAUAUCUUAAAGCGACAGCAGGGUAUGGCGAGCGUCGCGUUGCGAUGCUUGGCGUUGGCGAUUAAGUCUGGACCGGAGCUUGGCGUUUUGUCGAGUUACGAUGGCAGUCAUUCGCACCCGGGGUAUAAGAUUUUGAAAGAUCCUUCGCAAUACGAAGUGGUAGAGUCGGAGAUGACAUUCGUUGGCCUCGCCGGCUUACGUGAUCCACCGAGACCAGAAGUGAAAGAUGCCAUUAAUGAUUGCAAGAAAGCCGGCAUUCGAGUUAUUGUCAUCACCGGCGACAACAAGUUAACGGCCGAGGCGAUUUGCGCAGAGAUUGGCGUUUUCGAUUCGAUGCGCGAAGCGGCGGAGUUUUCGUUUACUGGACGCGAGUUUACGCAAAUGACGAAGCAGCAACAGAGAGCAUGUCUUGAAGGCGAGUUCAACGGCGUUGUAUUUUCGCGCGCGGAACCGAAGCAUAAGCAAGAUAUCGUGCGCUUGUUGCGAGAGGACGGACAUAUAGUCGCCAUGACUGGCGACGGUGUGAACGACGCGCCUGCUUUAAAACUCGCGGACAUCGGUAUUUCCAUGGGUAUUGCGGGCACAGAAGUUGCAAAAGAGGCGUCGGAUAUGAUUUUAGUCGAUGACAACUUUUCCACCAUCGUUUCCGCGGUUUCCGAAGGUCGGUCGAUUUAUGAUAACAUGAAAGCGUUCAUCAGAUACAUGAUUUCCAGUAACGUCGGCGAGGUUGUUUCCAUCUUCUUAACUGCCGCGCUCGGCUUACCGGAAGGUUUAAUCCCGGUGCAGCUAUUGUGGGUCAAUUUGGUUACCGACGGUCCACCAGCAACUGCGUUGGGUUUCAAUCCCCCGGAUAAAGACAUUAUGACGAAACCGCCGCGACGCAAAGACGACGAGUUACUCACGCGAUGGAGCGUCUUCCGCUAUGCCGUCGUCGGCUUAUAUGUUGGCAUCGCCACGGUGGGUGUCUUUUGCAUUUGGUACACCCGAACGUCGUUUAUGUUUAUCGACUUGUCGGGUGAUAACCACACGACGGUAUCGAUGAAACAACUCAUGGAUUGGGAAAACUGCGCUUCCUGGACCGACGGCGCGUUCAAAGGCGGUUCGUAUUCCACCGCUAUGGAUGGUCCGUCCUUCUCUUUCACCGGUAAAAACAAGUGCGACUACUUCAACGAAGGUAAAGCUAAGGCAUCGACGUUAUCUUUAUCUGUUCUGGUGACGAUUGAAAUGUUCAACGCCUUGAACGCCUUGUCGGAAGACUCCAGUUUGUUCACGUCGCCGCCUUGGAUCAAUCCGUACUUGCUCGUCGCCAUGUUCGUCUCCUUCGGUUUACACUUUGUGAUUUUGUACGUCCCAAGUUUUGCGACGAUCUUCUCCAUCGUCCCGUUAAGUUUCAACGAGUGGAUGUUGGUCGUACUGUGCGCGUUACCAGUGUGCAUCAUCGACGAAGUUUUGAAAUGGUUCGGGAGACGAAUGAACGAAAAAGAGUUGCGAGCGAGACUCGACGCGAUGAAGAAUACCGGCAAAAACGGCAAAGCGAAGAAGACGACGUCGACGCGAAGAAGACGUUAA